Pseudomassariella vexata is the source of this 1830-nucleotide messenger RNA. Its product is annotated as major facilitator superfamily domain-containing protein. Gene Ontology annotation, molecular function: transmembrane transporter activity. The transcript has 5 exons. Bases 1 to 1830 code for a protein of 609 amino acids. Gene Ontology annotation, biological process: transmembrane transport. Lineage: Eukaryota; Fungi; Ascomycota; Sordariomycetes; Amphisphaeriales; Pseudomassariaceae. The record is from RefSeq and is a predicted model, not a curated record.
AUGCUGGAAUUCUACCGAGGAGACCGUCGCAGCGAUGCUUCUGGCAUUCUCGCGGAGCUGCACGAGUCCCAAAUUGACAUCCUUCAACAGCCGGCGUUGAUAUCUGACACGGAAAGUACAAGAACCGCCGAACUGGACGUGACGGACCAAAACGUAGACACUUUCGUUGACUCUUCCGAGUCGGCUUAUGAGAAGGCGAUCCGAGAAUCGAAAUCCACUGGUGAACAAGGACUGAAAUCAUCAAACCCCGAGGAUGGAGAUGAAGCGCCGGGUGAGGCUGCAAGUGCAGACGAAUACCCCAGCGGCUUCCGCCUGUAUAUGGUCGUUGUCGCGUUAGUCCUCAGUAUUUUCCUCGUUUCCCUAGACAUGUUGCGGACCAUCGUCGCCACAGCAAUUCCCAAAAUUACAGACGAGUUUCACGGCCUAGCCGACGUGUCCUGGUACAGCGCCGCGUUCUUUAUGACCACCGGUGGCUUCCAGUCGACCUGGGGCAAGGCCUACAAGUACUUCCCCUUGAAAACGAGUUUCCUCCUCUCCAUCGGCAUGUUCGAGCUGGGGAGUCUGAUUUGUGGUGCUGCUCCCACAUCGACGGCUCUCAUCGUCGGCCGCGCCAUUGCGGGAAUAGGGGCUGCCGGCAUUGGGUCUGGUUGUUAUACCAUUGUGGGGUUUUCGACUGAGCCGAUGAAGAGGCCUGUGUUUACGGGGAUUCUGGGCGCGUCGUAUGGUAUUGCAAGUGUCAUUGGGCCGCUACUGGGAGGUGCAUUUGCUGACAAGGUCAGUUGGCGAUGGUGUUUCUACGUCAACCUUCCCAUCGGCGGCGUUUCGGUCCUCGCCAUCUUCCUCUUUUUCAAAACGCCCUCGGCAGCCCGCCCCCAGGAAGCCACCUUACUCGAGAAGAUCCUGCAGAUGGACAUUGUGGGCGCCUGCAUCAUGAUGGGCGCCGUGAUCUCGUACAUCCUCGCCCUGCAGUGGGGCGGGCAAACAAAGCCGUGGAACUCGCCCGACGUCAUCGGCCUGCUCGUCGGCUUCGGCGUUAUUCUCAUUCUCUUUGGAAUCUGGGAAUACACCCAGGGCGAGCGGUCCAUGAUUGCGCCCCGACUAUUCGGGAAGCGAAAUGUUUUCGUGCCGUCCAUAUACAUUUUGUGGUUCGAUGGGGCCUAUUUUGUGUUGAUUUAUUACCUGCCGUUGUAUUUCCAGGCUAUUGAUGGGGUUAGUCCUACGGAUUCAGGCAUCCGCAACCUUCCCCUCAUCCUCUCCGUGACCCUAGCCGCUAUUGGCGCAGGUUUCUUCAUAAGCGCCACCGGCAUCGCCGCCCCCAUGAUGUUCGUCAGCGCGGCCAUCGGCAUGGUCGGCUCGGGUCUGCUCUUCACCCUGGACAUCGGUACCAGCUCCGGGAAAUGGAUCGGCUACCAAGUCGUUGCUGGUGCGGGCUUCGGCACGGGCCUACAGAUCCCCAUUAUAAUCGGUCAGGCCAGUGUUGACCCGUCGGACUUGAGUUCUGUCACGGCCAUCUUGCUGUUUUUCCAGACCAUCGGUGGGGCUUUUUUUGUCUCGGCUGCUCAGGUCGCUUUUGCGAAUGGUUUGAUUCAGAGGGUGCAGAUUACGGCGCCGGCUGUGAGUCCAUCGGAUUUGCUGGCGACGGGUGUUACAAUGAUUAGGGAAGUAUUUAGCGCGGAUUUGCCCGGGGUUCUGCUGGCGUACAUGCAUGGCAUUCGGAUCGCUCUCGGUAUGGGCAUUGGCUCGGUGGGCGUUUCUUUUGUGGUAAGCUUGUUCAUGCCUUUUGCGAGGCUGAAUCCGAACGCUGUCAAGGAUUUGGGUGGUGCUGCUUGA